Molecule: messenger RNA, 1053 nt
Organism: Schistocerca piceifrons (Central American locust)
Lineage: Eukaryota; Metazoa; Arthropoda; Insecta; Orthoptera; Acrididae
Product: prostaglandin E2 receptor EP4 subtype
Exons: 5
Coding region: 1-1053 (350 amino acids)
Biological process (GO): inflammatory response; positive regulation of cytosolic calcium ion concentration; adenylate cyclase-activating G protein-coupled receptor signaling pathway
Cellular component (GO): plasma membrane
Molecular function (GO): G protein-coupled receptor activity
Source: RefSeq, a predicted model, not a curated record
AUGAACGCGACGCUUGCUGCGGCGGCGGCGGCGCAGGGUGGGUGCGGGCGGCGUCCGCUGGGCCCUGGCCGGCAGCUCGCCAUCACACUCACGUACGUGCUGGGCGUCGCGGGCAACGUCGCCGCGCUGCUGAUCCUGCGCGGGCAGGCGCGCCACCGCCGCCACGCGCUGAUGCUGCGCUGCCUCGCCGCCAACGACCUGGUCGCGCUCACCGGCAUGCUGCUGCAGCUCUACCUCAAGCUCUACCUGCCCUGCGAGUACUUCUCCGAGUACUGGUCCUGCGUCGUGCGCGUCCUCUGGCGCCUCUUCGGGCUCGGCUCCGGCUGCGUCGCCAUCGUCAUGGCUGUGGAGCGCUGGCUCGCGCUCACGCACCCCUUCUUCUACCAAAUGCACGUGACGUACCACAUGAUAAAACAGUCCAUCUUCAUCCUGUGGGCCGUGGUGCUGGUGCUGGUGUGCCUGCCGCUCACCGGAUUUGGAAUCUACUUCGAGGACGGCAAGUGUGUGCGCCUGAGGAAGGCCAAGGCACCCGAGGACGUGGCCUACGCAUACCUCUACUUUACUUUCGGCACGGUGCUGUGCGCGUGCAUCGUGGUGUGCAACCUGGCGGUGAUCCGCGCGCUGUGCCAGCUGGGCUGCCGCGGCCGGCGCCGGCGCCUCGGGGUGCGCAUCCUGCGCCACGCCAGCCGCCACGGCGAGCCGGGCGCCGCCUCCGAGAUCAUGUACAACGCCGCCACCACCGAGGAGGUCGCCUUCGCGCGCCUCAUGGCCGUGCUCUGCAUCAUGUUCGUUGUGUGCUGGGUGCCGCAGCUGAUGUCGAUCCCGAUGACGCAGCUGGUGGAGGGGUCGCGGUACAAGCUGUUCUUCGACGUGGCGGAGUGCCUGCUGGCGCUGCACUUCAUGCUGGACCCGUACGUGUACGUGCUGCUGCGCCACCGGCGGCGCGGCACCUGCGUGCCCGGGCUGCUGAAGCGCGUCUUCCGGCGCUGCUCGACCAGCACGGCGACGGCCAGCGCGUCGCUCGCGCUCACCGACCACGAAGGCUACGAAUAG